This is a messenger RNA of Cutaneotrichosporon oleaginosum, 1822 nucleotides long. RefSeq lists its product as uncharacterized. The record is from RefSeq and is a predicted model, not a curated record. Lineage: Eukaryota; Fungi; Basidiomycota; Tremellomycetes; Trichosporonales; Trichosporonaceae.
UCGGCCUGAUGUUCCCUACUGCCCGAAUAAUAUUUCGCAAUCCAACUGCACGGUUCACGCUCGUGGGCGCCGAGUCUGUCGACCCCGCUAUAUGGGGCGACUUAUGCGCUGCGCAGCAUCACGAUCUGCCGCGGUGCGUUGUGCAGAUUGUGAACCGCCUCAGGACCUGGUAUCCAAAUUUUUGGAAUGCCGAGGCUAUUGCGACUCUCCCAAAGCGCAUUGCUAUGUACACUCUCGACGAGUACACGACAGUGCUGGGCGAGGCGCGGUACAUUUUGCAUUCCCCGCCCACAUAGUCUGAUUCAAUUGGGCGAUGACAAUUCCGGGCGGAAGCAUCAAUCUAGUCGGAGGACACACGUAAUGGGAUCAUCUUCUCCGCUACUCCUACCGAUGCCAUCAGCAACACCACUCGACGCCGACACGUACCCCCACAUCCUUGACGGGGUGCUUGCGCAUUCAGACUACUCCGCCCUCCUUAUCCUACGGCGCGUAUCUUGGUCGACAAAAAGAAAAGCCGAUGCAAGGCUCGCUCAGCAUGUCAUCCUGCGCAUGCCUGGCUUCGGUCCCCCUGUCUCAACGGGCGAGCGCUACCUGCGCGAAUACGAUGCAGCGUUCUGUUGUGACCGCGUGAGAAGCUUGACAGUGCUCUCGUGCGCGCCUGGCACGCCGACGUCGGCAUGUAACGCCAAUCUCCUGCUCUCCGAACCAGGCAAGUCAUUGGGUUCCCGGCCCCUAGUGUUGAGUCCUGGCACGGCUGGGGCGGCCUACAUCGCUCGUUUUCCUCGCCCUGUGCUACCGCACGCGCCACGACUGCCUGGUAUGAUGCGCUGGCGUGACGUUGCAACACCCGAGCAAGAGAUGCGCGCCGAGCGCGGCCUGCGGGUAGGGGUGGUCAUGGACGUGUGCCUGCUGGACUCUCGUCGGCGAGCGCGCAAAGCAGCGCUGGAACGAUGUCUUCGCGCAAUCGAAGGCGUGCGCGUGGUUGAGGUGCCAGCGCUGGAAGCCGCGCAUCUGGCGCGCGGUGCGGGAUUCGGCUCCGUCGAUCUACUAGGUGUCCUCAGGCCUGAAGUGGUACGAUAUUACUCGGCGUGGGGUCCGGGCCCAUAUAGCUACGACGGCUUUCCACAUUCGCGACGGCGCGUGUUGUUUGCGCCCCUGCUGAAAGCGGAGGAGGGUAGAGGAUGGUUUGUACCGACAGGUGACAUCCCCGUGGUUCAUCGCGAGACUCCCGCGUCAUCGUCAAAGCACAUCGUUGUUCACUUCACCGGCGCAGCGGCUAUCCCUCCUGGUAUCUCAAUACCGCAGCAUGUUGAUCGCAGGACGAUGGCGUCGGUCAAAAUGGUGCUUGUCUUUUCCGAUGUCGGAGGGGGCGAUGCGGCAAAGCAGAGUGGCGAGAUGACGGGACCCUGGCACAACUUAAUGACCGGGGCCGCAGCGCCGAGCGGCGAGGAGGGGUUUGGAGAUGACGAAAUCGGGAGAGGUAACCCGUGGCUGACCGCUACAGCUGCCUUAGUAGCGUACCUCGUCCGAGGCGAGAUUACGCUGGUGGAUGCGCCCCAAGUCUUGGGCCGAAGGACGGAGAUACUGGCGGCAUUGGAGACGGCCGCUAUGCAACUGCGACACGGCAGUGCGCCACCAGAUCCCCUUAGGAACGGUGAAGACAGCGGAUUCGCGAGCAUCCGCUUGCUAUCCAAAGACGAGUACCGUACGGAGGUUGGCGAGCGGAUGUUUGCACUCGACAUGGUUGGGCUGGCGAGGGCGUGAUAGCUGGCGUCGCGGCGGCUGUGACUAGCUGCGACAUGAGAUUGUGGUGGUUUGCUUG